AUGUCUCAGUAUCUGUCUCCCACAAUGAAAUACAGAUGCAAGAGUAUUCUAUACACAAUCGAAAGACCGUUCAAGAAUCUCACUGUCCGAGCAAGAGUUCUCCAGAUCUGUAGACUCAGUCUCUCUGUAUUAGUUAUGACUUUGGUGCUGGUACAACUGAUUGGCCCGUUUUUAAACCCAACCAAAAUCUACCUUGCUCGGCUGGAGUGUUCUCAUGUGGAUCUUUCAAAUGGUCUAUUUAAUACUUUGAGAGACUCUGUGAGUACCAAUUCAGAAGAUCUCUCUGGACAAUUAGGCCCCGGAUUGACUGCUUCUGAGAUCAAGCUGUUAUCAGCCUACGCCAUGAAACAAGUAGAAGACGCUCCUCAGUUCAUACUGUCCAACCUAUUAAACUGGUGCUUUGGUACGUAUAAUAAUCAUUCACUCAUCGAUCAGCAUUAUCAUGAAAAUAGAAUCACUUCGAUGCAGUGUACCAAAAAAGACUUCAAUUACAACUUUGAUUAUAGAGGAGAGCUCUCUUCCGUCGGUCUUCAAAUUAUUUUGUCUUAUGCCUAUAAGUUAGAAACGAAGAUAACGUCCCCUAAUGAUCAAUAUACUCCUGACAAGAAAUAUUUCUCCACCAUUCAAAAAAGACAGUCUCUGAACAAGUUGGCGACUGCUUUGUUGUUAUUGGGAAUAUGUCUACAGUUUGUUCUGCUGGUGUCUGCCCUAGUAAUGUAUUCGCACCGUGGAUCUGCAAGGGAUGACAAGAGUGUCAACAUCAAUUUUAGGAGUUUUCUGAGCAGUAUAGCCAUUGGCUCUUUUGCAAGUCUGGCAACUGCUAUCAUUGCACUGCUAGUCAUGUAUUCAAAUAUUUCUCAAGAUGUGGAGAAUGAAUUGAGUCAGUUUGGCCUUUCAGUUCAUUUGGGUCCUGUGUUUUUCAAAGUGGGAUGGGUCAUAGUUUCGGCUUCCUGUUUGUUGGCAUUUUUGUGGGCUUUUCCAACUUGGUGUGGAGCACCAACUCGUAAAGCUGAAAACCCUGAUACAAAGGCGAAUGAAAAGCCAGCACAGCUACUUUUUCCUAGUGAUGAACAUUCAUACAGAGACUCCCUGGGUACAUCAGUGGACAUUUCCUUAGACGAGCGACUCCAAUACCAAUACCCCACAGUACCAGUAGUUACAACAACUUUGCCAUCUUAUUCAAAGGGAUUUGAAGACAACGAUUACUCUCUCAUUGAGAACAGAAAGAAUAGUAGGAGCCUGGUGUAA
Molecule: messenger RNA, 1248 nt
Organism: Komagataella phaffii GS115
Lineage: Eukaryota; Fungi; Ascomycota; Pichiomycetes; Pichiales; Pichiaceae
Product: Non-essential putative integral membrane protein
Exons: 1
Coding region: 1-1248 (415 amino acids)
Biological process (GO): fungal-type cell wall organization
Cellular component (GO): cell cortex of cell tip; plasma membrane
Source: RefSeq, a predicted model, not a curated record